AUGGCUGAGCAACCCAAGAAGCCGGCGGGCGGAGCUUUUGGCUGCUGGCUGGCGGAGCACCGGGCGGAGUUGCAAAAAGAGGUGGGCCCGGGGAAACCAGCAUCCGAGGUCGCCAAGCUUGCUGGAGCCCGCUACAAGACGCUGAGUGAGGACACGAAGGCCGUGUACCAAAAGAUGUUCGAGGCAGCCAAGGCCAAGUACGAGGCAGAUAUGGCCGCAUUCCUCGAAGCAGGCGGCGAGAAGAAGAGCACCAAGAGGAAGGCAGAGAAGUCCUCGAAACGCAAGAAGGAUCCGGCUGCGCCAAAGAAACCUGCGGGUGGUGCCUUCGGCUGUUUCCUUUCCAAGAACCGGGCAGCCUUCACAGAAGAGUGUAAAGGCCAGCCCGUAACGGCCAUUACCAAGCUGGCCUCCGACAGAUGGAAGGCUCUAGGCGAGGACGAGAAGAAGAUCUACCAAGCGGACUAUGAGGCAAAGAAGGCCGAGUACGAAGAGGCCAUGAAGUCCUACGUGCCACUUCCCAGUGCCGAUGACGAGGCCGACAAGCCGGCCAAAAAGGCACGGCUGUCCCCGGAGCAGAAGGAGGCCGAGCGGGCAAAGCAGGCCGACAAAGCGCAUGCCAAGGAGAAGAAGGCAACCGAGAAGAAGGUCACCGAGAAGAAGGUCAAGGAAGGUGGCAAAGCUCCCAAAGCCAAGGCAUCACCCAAGAAGAAGGUCGGCAAGUCGGCUCCGGAGGUGCCUGCUGUGGAACUUCCCCCGACUGUGGCCGCCAGGGCAGAGAAGGCAGGCUUGAAGGACCAGCUCGUGAAGCUUGCCGCCCGCCCAGAUGUGAUGAACAGCGGCAAGAGCCACACCGCCAUCCUCAAAGCCUUGGAGGAGUCAGGUGGCUUGAUCCACCCGGCGAAGCGAGCCUUGCUCGGGGCCUGA
This is a messenger RNA of Symbiodinium natans, 924 nucleotides long. The record is from the annotation of a GenBank genome assembly. Lineage: Eukaryota; Dinophyceae; Suessiales; Symbiodiniaceae.